CCUGCCAUCCGCCAUUUAAAACGGAAGUUUAUUUUUUAUUGUAGCACUCGUAAAAUUGUAGUUUAAUAGCAGAAAAAGGCAGCAAAAUGUCACAACAGGCCAUCUCUUCGUAUUUCGCGACCAGAAAACGUGGCGCGGUCGAAGAUUCGCGCACAAGCAAGGCAAAAGUUUUGGUGCUUGACCAAACAACAGCCAGCAGUCCUCGAGUAACUCGUUCGUCUCGAGCGACGCAAAAACUGACUUUUGAUACAAAUUUCGAGGAACAAACGGAAUCCGUGACACCCAAAGCCAGGAAAACACGAGCAAAUGGAACAAAAACCCCAAAAUCCACAACGCGAGCGAAAAAAUGUCUCACUGCGGAAAACUGUGAAGCUGGGAUGCAACAGACAAAAUUGGUGGAUUUCGUCAUUAAAGGAAUGUUGUCGCCAAAGAAGAUGCAAAGUCCCAUUAAGGAAGCACCACAAGAAGAAACAGGAGCAUUCGGGACAAAAGAUUUGAAUGACUUGAAUGUGGAGCGUGGAAUGCAGACGCCAGUGAAACAAAAAGUCCCGUCGGAGCCGCGUCCCAGCACAGCGAAGAAACAAACGGUAAAGGAUAUGCCUUUGAAUAAAAUUAAGGCGAAAUUAGGGAAGAGCGAUCGCUUGACCGAGUUGAAGACACGUUUGAAUAAUCUUCAGCAAGGCUUGGAUCGUCUUGACCGGAUGGAAAGUGAACGCAAGGCGAUUGCGUCUCCCAAAAAGACGAUUGAAAUUACCAAGGAAAUUGCCAACCAACCCAAAUCCCUGAAGAAAUUUGAGAAAUUCGAGGUGGAGGUCAUAAGUCCUCGCAAGGAAUUCACGUCGCCCAUCAAAAUGCAACACACUACACCACAGAAAAAUGCUCUGAUGACACCAACCAAGGGCGAAUGCAAGACACCAACUCGUCGUUUAUUCAGUCCCAGCAAGAAUCCGCUUCGAAGCCCUCCUCGAGUUGCCGCAUAUAAUCGGUUCCAACACUUGGUCGAAGCUGCACGUCCCACUUUGCAACUUCCCUACAAAUAUCGUUACAUCUUGGACAUGUUCAAGACAGUUGAUUCGAUUUGCGCGAUGCUCCACAACCGCAACGAGAAAAUUACCUUUAAGAAAUUGAAGCCCGCCGUUCAACGAACCAUUCGUAAAAACUUCCACGAAACGCAUUUGGCACAAAUAAAGCAACUUUAUCCGGAAGCAUACAAAUUUCACAUUGAAAAGACGCGGAAUUUCGGUUCGGAAACCAAACACGACACUUACCAAUUGGUUAUUGUACCUAAUGGCGUCGGUGAGCAGAAGAAGGAUGCACCAAAGAGUGACAAUUUGGUGAAAAAUGCCGAAUUGAGUGCCAUGAAUGCCGAAGUGCUCGUCAAGCGACAAGAAAUAAUGCAAAAUAUUCUGUUGGAGUUGGUAAAAGACGAACACGAGAAAUUCUUAGCAACUUUGGAUCCCCCGAUGCGCGUUGAUCGGAAGAAAUUGACACGCUGGCAUCCGGAAUUCGAUCUAGAAGCAUGUCCCGAGGUUAAACGUGCGGAAUUGCCACAACCGCCGCACGAGGAUCGCAUGACGUCGGCAAAAGAUGUCCUUUCGACAGCAAGAAAUCUCUUCAAUUGCGGAACUCCCAUGGAGAAGGCUCUCGAACGGCUGCAGCAAAAGAAGGCACGUGAAGAGGAAGUUUUGGCGACACCUUUACCCGAAGAUCCUGAACCCAAAAAGACCGAGCCCGUUAAUAAAACAACAGAAACUCUCCUAAAAGGCGUUCCCAAUUCUCUUUUGGAGAAAAUUCGUCAAAAACAAGCUGCAAAAGCGCUCGAUCAAAUGACACGCAGACCCUCGCAAGAAAUUGAAGCAACCAAAUAUAGUCGCCUGCAUGAAUUGGCACGCGUAGUUCACAGCACCUUCGUUACCGAGGGCAAAAAUGUGCUUGUUAUGGAAGACGUCCUCAAGAAAGUACAAAAUAGUUUCCGCGAAAGCCUCAACAACAAAGAAAUCGAGGAGCAUUUGCGUUUGAUUGAAAAGGAAAUACCUACUUGGAUCUCUUUCCCGUGCGUUCGACAAAAGAUGUACGUGAAAUUGACGAAAAAUGCCAAAAUUCAAGAAAUCUACGUCAAAUUGGAUAAACUUGCGGCAGCCAAGAGUGCAUGAAAUCUUUAUUUUGUUAACUUUAAGGAUUUAUUUAGAUGAACGUAGCUUUUUUAUAUUGUAGUUUUUAUAUUUUAGACUUAGCAAACCCAGUUGUGACUACCCAUUUUUGAGUGAUUGUCAAAAAAAUUUCAAUAAAAUGUUGU
This is a messenger RNA of Culicoides brevitarsis, 2296 nucleotides long. RefSeq names its product DNA replication factor Cdt1 (gene dup). Gene Ontology annotation, molecular function: DNA polymerase binding; DNA binding. The record is from RefSeq and is a predicted model, not a curated record. Gene Ontology annotation, cellular component: nucleus. Lineage: Eukaryota; Metazoa; Arthropoda; Insecta; Diptera; Ceratopogonidae. Bases 87 to 2153 code for a protein of 688 amino acids. The transcript is spliced from 2 exons. Gene Ontology annotation, biological process: regulation of DNA-templated DNA replication initiation; mitotic cell cycle; DNA replication preinitiation complex assembly.